Messenger RNA from Manihot esculenta (cassava), 1637 nucleotides. RefSeq lists its product as uncharacterized. The transcript is spliced from 2 exons. NCBI's taxonomy places the organism in Eukaryota, Viridiplantae, Streptophyta, Magnoliopsida, Malpighiales, Euphorbiaceae. The record is from RefSeq and is a predicted model, not a curated record. Bases 56 to 1507 code for a protein of 483 amino acids.
UUUCAGAUGUGAAGAAAACGGGAAACAAGGAAACACCCACCAAUCGCUCUACGAAAUGCCAAAACAGAGAACCGCCAGACAACCCACCACCGCAUUUACCACCACGCAGCACGAGCUGACCACUCCUCUCCGUCGAUCCAAGAGAAUUCUCCAACAAAAGCCCCAUGAUGUGAGCACUGACAACCCAGUACCUUCAAAAAAUCACACAGAUUAUACACGAAAAGCAUUCAACGAACUGAGAAAAUCCGAGGAGAGUUCCUCAAUUUGCUCGACUCCCGCCCUUGGGUUGAGAAGAUCUCCAAGGUUUAGUAAGAGGGUGGAAGCCAUUUCGAAUGUUAGGCGAUCUUUGAGGCUUUCUCUGCUGGGAAAUAAUAAUGCAAUUCAAGAGAAGAGUGACGAAGACAAGUCGACGAAGAGCAGUGAUAGUAACCCAAAGAAACUCAGACAUUCUUCUUCAAAUAAAUCAACGGAUAAUAAGGAGGUAUUGUUAAAUAAAGAAAAAGGGGAAGCGUGUGUGGGUUCAUGUGAUGAGAUUGUGCAGAGAAGCGAAAGGAGGACUCAAGGUUGUGCCAUUGUUGAAGUGGUCCUAGGACUUGAAGCAGCCAAAGGAAAAAUUAUUCCUCAAAGAAGGAAGAGGAAGAGAGGAGAGGAAGGUAAUAAUGGAAGUGUUAAAGGGUGGUCAAAGGAGCAAGAAGCGGCAUUGCAGAGAGCUUAUUUUGCAGCCAAGCCCACUCCUCAUUUCUGGAAGAAGGUUUCUAAGCUGGUGCCUGGAAAGACUGCACAAGAUUGCUUUGAGAAGAUCCACUCGGACCAUGUAACUCCACCUCAACCUUUGCCUCGAUCAAGGGCAAAGAGACUGAACUCAUCGCCUUUUGGAUGCUUUUCACUUUCUGUAGGCAAAUUAGUAGGUUCCUCUGAGCUGAAAGUUAAAAGGUUUUGUCAUAAACAGAAGAGUCAUAUUGCAAAGAGAACUGCCAGAAAUUUGCUGCAAAAGCAUAAUCAGAUGGACCAGAAUUAUGAAGCAGAUUUAUUCUCCAUCCUCGAGCCCAAUGUGAAUCUGUCUAGGCAAGACACUCAGACGUACGAUGCAGUUUCCACCCCGCAGCAUUCACCAGAAAAACAAGGAUUUCUUAAGAAGUGCCAUGAGAGAUCUUUUGGUAAGAAAAUACCCCUCUCAAGAUUUAGAAGUUCAUGUGGGACAGAUCUUGUUAGUCCCCCGGUAUUGAAGCAAGUGAAAAACAAGGCUUUGCAUGAGAAAUACAUAGACCAGUUACAUUACAGGGAAGCUAAGAGAAAGGCAGCAUGCCCACAAGCAGGAAAAGAGAGUAGUGCGCAGGUCAACAUUCUGAAAGUAGAUGUGGUUAGAGCAGCAAAAAAUGCACUGGUUUCUGAUGUAAAAGAUGCUAUUAAUAAGCUCCAAGAUCUGCAAACCAAUGCCAAGGAUGACUCUUUUGAUUUUGACAAUGAUGGUGUCAGCAGUGAUGAUGCUGAAGUUGAUGGAUUCUGACAUUGUUUUAACAGUGAGGAAUUGUAACAAAAUUUAAUAAGUUUAGCAUCAGAAACUGAAGUUGCCUUGUGUAAAUGCUAAUACUUUAACCUCUGGUUUAGAAUAAUCUUUAUCUGAGUUAGAUUGUUUU